Molecule: messenger RNA, 798 nt
Organism: Trichomonas vaginalis G3
Lineage: Eukaryota; Parabasalia; Trichomonadida; Trichomonadidae
Product: KilA, N-terminal/APSES-type HTH, DNA-binding family
Exons: 1
Coding region: 1-798 (265 amino acids)
Source: RefSeq, a predicted model, not a curated record
AUGUCAACAUCAGAGAACACAACAACAGUUAUAGUCCAUGAAGCUAUAAAUGAAGAAUACGAGUACAUACAGUAUAACAAACAGUUACGUCUCAUUCGUUCGGUCAAAGACGAUAUGUACCAAAUGCAAAGUAUAAUGAAUGCUCUUCGUUCUACAAAGCAAGCAUAUCAUUGGUUUGAAAACCAACAGACAAAAGAACUUUUAGAAGAAUUUCCUCAUAUGAUUGCUUCCCUCGGAAAACCGGGGGAAGAGAUUCCGUACGAAAAUCGCAAGAAUUUGGCUCCUGGUUUGAAAGGUUAUUAUGUUCAUAGACUUUUAGUAAAUGCUGUAGCAAUGUGGGCUUCACCUCGUUAUGCUUGUUAUAUUUUCAUGAUGUUAGAUGAAUUAUAUAAAGCAGAACGUGGAGAGAUGGAAAAUAAGCUUGAAGCAAAAGACAAAAGCAUUCAGAAAAGAAUACCACGUUCGGUACCAAAAGGAAAGGAAAAGAACUAUAAGUAUAUGAUUUAUACUGAAGAUAUGGAAGACAGUGACAUGGUUAUGUUGCAUUUAGUCAGAAGAAACAACAAAAGCUUUUACGACCUUGCUAAGAUUUACAAAUCUGACAGAAAUUGGUUCUAUCGCGAAAACUUACCGAUUUCAAUGACCCCAAAUGAAGAUGUGAAACAAAUUGUUCAAGAUACGUUACCUCAAACACACUAUGAUAUUAAAGGUUGUACAAUACUUACAUUCAAAGAAGACUUAACAUUACUGAAAGAAAAGAUAACAGAGUAUUUUGACAACUUCAAACAAGUAGGGUAG